AUGCGAAUUCUGUGUGAUGCGUGUGAGAGCGCCGCCGCUAUCGUCUUCUGCGCCGCCGACGAAGCCGCCCUCUGUUGCUCCUGCGACGAAAAAGUUCAUAUGUGCAACAAGCUUGCUAGUCGGCAUGUACGUGUAGGCUUGGCUGAUCCGAGCAAUGCGCCAAGCUGCGACAUAUGCGAAAAUGCACCUGCAUUCUUCUACUGUGAGAUAGACGGUAGUUCCCUUUGUCUACAAUGUGACAUGGUUGUACAUGUUGGCGGCAAGAAAACUCACAAGCGGUUUCUAUUGCUCAGACAGAGAAUUGAGUUUCCAGGAGAUAAGCCUAAUCACGCUGAUGAUCUGGGAUUACGGUGUAAGGAGGCAAACCGUCAAAAGGUUUCCUCACGUCGCGGUCAAGAAUCAAAUGCAAAUGGUGAUCAUGAUAUGAUUGAUCUUAACUCCAACCCUGAAAGAGUACAUGAGCCUGGAUCAAAUCACCAAGAGCAAGGUAUUGAUGUAAAUAGAGCAAACGGUCACGAACAUGUAGGCCUAGUACCCGUUGGAGCGUCUAAGAAGUGA
This is a messenger RNA of Microthlaspi erraticum, 558 nucleotides long. Lineage: Eukaryota; Viridiplantae; Streptophyta; Magnoliopsida; Brassicales; Brassicaceae. The record is from the annotation of a GenBank genome assembly.